Trichechus manatus latirostris (Florida manatee) is the source of this 419-nucleotide messenger RNA. Its product is annotated as cytochrome b5-like. The coding region runs from base 1 to 405 and encodes 134 amino acids. Lineage: Eukaryota; Metazoa; Chordata; Mammalia; Sirenia; Trichechidae. Gene Ontology annotation, cellular component: endoplasmic reticulum membrane; intracellular membrane-bounded organelle. The transcript has a single exon. Gene Ontology annotation, molecular function: heme binding. The record is from RefSeq and is a predicted model, not a curated record.
AUGGCUGAGCUGUCGGACAAGGCCGUGAAGUACUACACCCUAGACGAGAUCAAAAAGCACAACCACGCCAAGAGCACCUGGCUCAUCCUGCACCACAAAGUAUACGACCUGACCAAGUUCCUGGACGAGCAUCCUGGUGGGGAAGAAGUCUUUAGGGAACAAGCUGGCAGUGAUGCUACCGAGAACUUUGAGGAUGUUGGGCACUCUACAGAUGCUAGAGAAAUGUCCAAAGCAUACAUCAUUGGGGAGCUUCAUCCAGAUGACAGAUCAAAGCUAGCCAAACCUUCAGAAACUCUUAUUACUACUAUUGAUUUUAAUUCCAGCUGGUGGACCAAUUGGGUGAUGCCAGCCAUCUCGGCACUGAUUGUAGCCCUGAUGUACCACCUCUACACAGUGGAAGACUAAUCCCUUCCCAGAAG